Heteronotia binoei (common prickly gecko) is the source of this 1383-nucleotide messenger RNA. It is a transcript of the gene ASPN, whose product is annotated as asporin. Gene Ontology annotation, molecular function: protein binding. NCBI's taxonomy places the organism in Eukaryota, Metazoa, Chordata, Lepidosauria, Squamata, Gekkonidae. The record is from RefSeq and is a predicted model, not a curated record. The coding region runs from base 246 to 1352 and encodes 368 amino acids. The transcript has 8 exons.
AGUUUCUUAACAUUAUUCGUCAGUACUAAGAUGGACUAAUCUACAGAAGCAGUUUAUUCAAGUAUCACCCAGAGUGCCAGGAGGAACAGGAAUUUCUCAAUGAUUUCCCCACCCUUUUUAGUGUUCAUUUUACAGACUUGAAUCUGAGUCCUAAUAUUCAGGAACUGGAAAUAAAAUUUCUCAGGUUGAAUAUUCUUUUUAGAAGAACUUGACAAACUUACAAGGAAAGUGCACUCUGUGAAGACAUGAGCAAAUAUAUAUUCCUCUUCCUCCUGACUCUGUGCUCAGCUAAGCCUUUCAUAAACCCUUCCUACUUCACGUUAAAGAAUAUAAUGCUCAUGGAUAUGGAAGAGAUGGAUGAUGACGAUGAUGACGAUGAUGACAAGGAUGAUGAUAAUUCCCUUUUUCCAACUUUUGACAUAUUUCCUACAUGUCCUUUUGGAUGUCAGUGCUAUAUGAGAGUUGUCCACUGUUCUGAUUUGGGUUUGACCUCAAUACCAAGAAAUAUUCCUCCUGAUACUCGCAUGUUAGACCUUCAAAAUAACAAAAUUAAAGAGGUCAAGGAAAAUGAUCUUAGAGGACUUACAUCACUUUACGCGCUUGCAUUGAACAACAACAGAAUAACCAAGAUACACCCCAAAGCCUUUCAGUCCACAAAGAAAUUGCGACGUCUCUACUUGUCCCACAAUCAGUUGACUGAGAUCCCUGAAAACCUGCCAAAAGGCUUGGCAGAGUUACGAAUUCAUGAUAAUAAGGUUAAAAAGGUACACAAAGAAGCUUUUAAAGGCAUGAAGGCUUUGCAUGUUUUAGAAAUGAGUGCAAAUCCUCUGGAUAAUGAUGGAAUAGAACCUGGAGCAUUUGAAGGUGUGACGGUCUAUCACAUAAGAAUAGCAGAAGCUAAAUUAACCUCUGUUCCUAAAGGAUUACCAUCCAGUCUACUAGAACUCCAUCUGGAUGACAACAAAAUUUCUUCAGUAGAACUUGAGGAUUUUAUUCGGUAUAAAAACCUUCAAAGGCUGGGGCUGGGAAACAACAGGAUCAAGGAUGUGGAAAAUGGAAGUUUUGCAAGAAUACCAAGUGUACGAGAAAUACAUCUAGAAAAGAACAAGCUGAAGAGGAUCCCUGAUGGCCUUUCAGAUUUGAAAUAUCUACAGGUUGUCUUCCUUCAUUCUAACAGUAUUUCAAAAGUGGGAGUGAAUGAUUUUUGUCCAACAGGAGGAAGGCUGAAGAAGACAUUGUACAGUGGCAUUAGCCUAUUCAACAAUCCUGUUAAAUACUGGGAUGUCCAGCCUGGAACAUUUCGCUGUAUAUUAAACAGAAACAGUGUGCAGAUCGGAAAUUAUGGAAAAUAAGAAUGUAUAGUUAAUACAUCAGAUAAAAAUA